Molecule: messenger RNA, 6144 nt
Organism: Oncorhynchus gorbuscha (pink salmon)
Lineage: Eukaryota; Metazoa; Chordata; Actinopteri; Salmoniformes; Salmonidae
Product: period circadian protein homolog 2-like
Exons: 21
Coding region: 269-4816 (1515 amino acids)
Biological process (GO): negative regulation of transcription by RNA polymerase II; entrainment of circadian clock by photoperiod; circadian regulation of gene expression
Cellular component (GO): cytoplasm; nucleus
Molecular function (GO): transcription cis-regulatory region binding; transcription corepressor binding
Source: RefSeq, a predicted model, not a curated record
CGCUAGGUGUAGAGUAGUGUAGUGUGUCAAACCAAAGCCUGAAUGACCGAGAAGCAAAAUAAAACGAUUCGUUUUGCAAACCAACAGAAGUCGUUGAAAUCACAGAAAAGAGACGAUAAUCUACUUUAACUGGCAGAAAACUGCAGCUCAUCCAUCCAUUCUCUUUGGCAUCCUGUGGACAAUGGGGUGAUUAAGUUUAGCUUCCUCCAUCCUCUACUCAGCACUUCUCUGGUUUAAACCCUCAACACACCACACCUCCCUUCCUCUAAUGUCAGAUAAUUCAGACCCAGACUGCAGCUCCAUGGCUAGGGGGGCCUCAGGGUGCAGGUCCAUGGCUAGGGGGGCCUCGGGGUGCAUGUCCAUGGCUAGGGGGGCCUCAGGGUGCAGGUCCAUGGCUAGGGGGGCCUCAGGGUGCAGGUCCAUGGCUAGGGGGGCCUCAGGGUGCAGGUCCAUAGCCCAGCUUCGUUGUAGGAGCAGCUAUAGCCAGGUUGGUCCAGGCCUGGGUCUAGCCUCAGAAGGCAGUGACAGCAGUUGCCAGGACCCCUCGGCCUCACCCCACAUUGGCCGUAGGAGCGCCUGCUCACGUUCCUUCCACGACGACGUGGACAUGAAGAGCAGUGGAUCCAGCGGGACCGAGUCACACGGCAACGAGAUCCACGGAAGCCAUGGAAACGAGAGUCACGGCAACGAGUCAACAGGUAGCUCCAAUGGCAACAGCAGAGACUCGGCUCUCGGGGGGUCGUCUGGGAGCAACAAGCGCUCUAACUCCCACAGCCCCUCUCCUCCCAGUAGUUCCAAUGCUUUCAGCCUGCUGAGUUCUGAGCAGGACAACCCUUCCACCAGCGGCUGCAGUAGUGAGGAGUCAGCUAAGGCCAAGACCCAGAAGGAGCUUCUCAGGACCCUGAAGGAGCUCAAGCGCCACCUUCCUGCUGACAAGAGGAACAAGGGCAACAAGUCCAGCUCCCUCAACACUCUGAAAUACGCCCUGCGCUGUGUCAAACAGGUGGAAGCCAAUGAGGAGUACUACCAGCUGUUUAUGACCAAUAGCAUUCAGCCAUCCGGCCUGGAUGUAUCCUCUUACACCAUCAAGGAGAUAGACAGCAUCACCUCAGAGUACACCCUCAAAAACAAUGACAACUUUGCGGUAGCGAUAUCUCUGAUCACGGGGAAGAUCGUCUACAUCUCAGACCAGGCUGCCUCUAUCCUCAACUGUAAAAGGGGUGUCUUCAAGGACGCUAGGUUUGUGGAGUUCCUGACUCCCCAAGACGUCAGUGUUUUCUACAGCUUCACCACGCCCUACCACCUGCCCUCCUGGAGCAUGUGCCCCGGAGCAGAGUCCUCCCCGUCGGAUUGCAUGCGGGAGAAAUCCUUCUUCUGUCGGAUCAGUGGAGGUAAGGAGUGUGAGGGGGACAUACAGUACUCUCCGUUCCGUAUGACCUCCUUCCUGAUGAAGGUGCAGGACAAGGUCCAUUCUGAGAACCAGCUCUGCUGCCUCCUACUGGCUGAAAGGUUGCAUUCCGGAUACAAGGCUCCCAGAAUUCCUAGCGACAAGCGCAUCUUCACCACCACACACACUCCUAGCUGCGUGUUCCAGGAUGUGGACGAGAGGGCUGUUCCUCUCCUUGGUUACCUCCCCCAGGAGCUGAUUGGCACCCCAGUCCUUCUUCUCAUGCACCCCAAUGACAGGCAGAGCAUGUUGGCCAUUCACAAGAGGAUCCUUCAGUAUGCUGGCCAGCCGUUCGACCACUCCUCCAUCAGGUUCUGCACACGGAACGGAGAGUACGCCAUCAUCGACACCAGCUGGUCCAGCUUUGUCAAUCCCUGGAGCUGUAAGGUCUCUUUCAUCAUCGGGAGGCACACCGUCCGCAUGGGACCGGUGAAUGAGGAUGUGUUCGAGGCCCCGCUCCCUGCCCUCAUGGAGACCAAGAUCAUGGACUCUGAAGUCCAGGAGAUCACUGAGCAGAUCCACAGACUGCUACUACAGCCGGUUCACAGCACUAGCACCAGUGGGUACGUGGGAAGCAACGACCACCUUGCAGCAUCCCAGGGAAAGACCAGCGAGAGCAACACACAUUCAACCAGAGACAUCAACAUCAACAGCAAUGGUAGCAGCCCAAGCAGGACACGCAUCGAGGAGGAGGGAGAGAGCAGCUGGGCCAAACCUCAGAGGUCAUUCCAGGGGAUCUGUAAAGGAAUCCACCUCCAGAACAGUCAGGAACAACAAAUCUACAAAGCAUCCUCCUCAGCCAGGUCUGAGACCAAGAAGAACCCUGGCACAGAGUUCCUCCAGAAGAGUCCCGCGGCGGUCCGUCUCAAGGACACUGCAGCCCCCGUGGCACCUCUGAGCUGGAGGGACAGUGGGGCCACCCACCUGGAGAACUGCAGGCCUGCAGUACAGGAGGAGCAGCUGGCCGUCAACGACCAGGCGGUCUACUCCUACCAACAGAUCAGCUGUCUGGACAACGUCAUCAGAUAUCUAGAGGGCUGUAACAUUCCCAUCGCUAUGAAGAGGAAGUGCCACUCUUCUGACAACACUUCCUCAGACGAGGACAAGCAGAAAGGAGGGGACAACCGCAUGCAGAUAUCUGAAGACCCUGCGCUAUUUAAGGCUCAGCCUGGUUUAACCGCUGUGGAUGACAUCAUCGCAUACAAAAAGACUGAGGCUACGACCACAGCCUCAGGGGUAGUGGGCUCCUCCUCCCUGGCAGCCCUCGCCGUGCCACCGUGCAGCAAAACCGAGAGUGUGGUGUCAAUAACAAGCCAAUGUAGCUACAGUAGCACCAUCGUGCAUGUAGGAGACAAGAAACUGCAGCCCAAGUCAGAGAUCAUUGAAGAUGUAUCUGGUGGUGGGGAGGCGGUGGAGCAGGUCAGCCAGACUCCUGGGCCUCCUCCUAGUGCUGUUUCACGUCCCAGCCUGCAGAGAGAGCCCUAUAAGAAGCUGGGUCUGACCAAGCAGGUCCUAGCAAACCACACCCAGAGAGAGCAGCAGGCCUUCCUGUGUCGCUUCAGGGAGCUUCAGGGAGUCCAGGUCUUCCAGGCGAACUGUUCCCAAUACCUGGAGCGCCAGAAGGGACAAGGUGCUACUGAUGCUGUGCCCACUGUGCGCCCAUGCAGGCAGGCCGAACCCGCUGCCCGUAGAAGCGGACGCAACAAGAAGACCAAGUCCAAGCGGGUAAAACAGAACGAGUUGUCCGAUAGUUCUUUGUCCCAUAGGAAGAGACAGCAGCAGCCCCGACCCCACCUCCUCUAUCAGGGCCUCAACCAGACUUCCUGGUCCCCCUCCAACUCCUCCCAGUCCACCUUGCCGCCCCUGGCCUACCCCAACAUAGUGCCAGCCUUCCCUCUCCAGGUCUACCCCGGGGUGGGCACCAUGGCUGGAACCAUGCCUACCAGCCCCGAGAAUUCAAUGCCAGGCUUCGGCGACAGUCAGUGCAACCAAGAUCCCCAGUGCCCGGCACCAAACAUCCAGCCCUCCCCCUUCUCUACUCCCAUGGUGACCCCUGUGGUGGCUCUGGUUCUCCCCAACUACGUGUUCCCUCAAAUGGGGAGCGGGGCUCCAGAACAGCAGCCUUUUUACCAGGUCGAGACGGCAGGCUACUCCUCCCAGCCGCAGCCUUUCCCCCUACAGACAUCCCUCACCUUCCCUGCCCAGGGUCCCUUCCUGCCACAGCCGCAGCCUUUCCCCCUACAGACAUCUCUUCCCUUCCCACCACAGUCAUCCUCCACCAUCCAGGCCCAGUUCCUGGGCCAGAACCCUUUAGCCCCCCAGACAGGCUUCCCAAUUCCCACCCAGCCUUUCUCUUCCAUGGCCAUGGAGCCCCCCAAGCCUUCUGGGGAAACCACCCAGUCUCGGGGCUCCACACCUGGGUCCAUGGAUGGCAGGGACCAAGUGCCCUCCCCUCCAGUGUUCCAGUCACCAUGCAGCUCACCCCUGCAGCUCAACUUACUGCAGCUGGAGGAGACACCAUGCUCCCUGCAGAGGCAGCACAGCAUGGUGGUAGCGCCCUCCAGUGGUGAUCCCCCGGGGAAUAACAACUUCCGCGAUAAGGGAAGGAGUGUGGUCUGCCAUGCCAUGGAGAAGAUCACGCUUCAGCAGGUGAGUUCGCCAGGCGACGGUAAUCCUUGCGACAUGCCUGACAUCCGGCUCCAUUCAGACUCUCACUCAGCCACCUCAGGGUCCAUGGGUUCAAGGUCUAAUGACUGUGGAACCUCAGCUAGAACGUCUAACAGUGGAAGGUCUAAUAAUAGCAGGACUUCGGGAUGUAGAAAGUCAGCUAGUGGAACGUCAACUAGUGGUGUAUCUGGCAAUGGCACAGUAUGCAGCAGCCACACCAGAAAAAAGAUCAGAAACUACUUUGGCAGCGUGGAUUCAUCCCGGAACAGCAGCCAGAAGGUCAAAGGGCACUCCACCGGCUGCGAUAGUGGGAGAAGCAGUAGUGUCAUGGAGGUGCGGCCAAUGGAGAUGGAGCAGGACCAACACGACAAGGGCAUCGAGAGGUUGCUUAGAGAAGACAGAGAGAGGCUGCGUGGGAUGCAGAAGAGUCAGCCGUGCUUCACUGGGGAACAGCAGAGGGAACUGGUAGAGGUCUACCCCUGGAUGAGGAGUGGAGGGCUGCCCAAGUUCAUGGACGUCAAGGCCUGUGUGUGCUUUGAGGAGGAUGCUCCAGAGGCAGCGAUGUCUGAGGAGCAGCCUGACCUAGACAUGGGAGACACAGGGACUGAGACAAGUGAGGUCAGCCCCUCCAGGAAGCCCAGCGAGGAGCCCUUAAACACAGACACCUGCCCUUGUCCCUCUUCUGGCCUUGGAUCAUCAUAGCCACAUCCACACCCUGAAUCCACCCACCGCUGUUGAUUGUAACAUCAGCACUUCCUCCCAAGACUCGUUCUCAAGCGACAUCAAUUAUUGACCGGGUCCCACACUCAGACCAACAGCUGUCCCUGACCAGGGAAUUACCAUAUUGGACUAUCUACAUUUACAUUACAUUUAAGUCAUUUAGCAGACGCUCUUAUCCAGAGCGACUUACAAAUUGGUGCAUUCACCUUAUGACAUCCAGUGGAACAGUCACUUUACAAUAGUGCAUCUAGUACUGCAUGUGUCCUGCUGGUGGUACACACCUUUUCUACAACCAGCUAAACCUUAUGGAAACUCUGCUACAGCCUGAGAGACCAACUGCCCACCUGGUCAAUUCAUUUUCUGUGUGUGAAUGUGUGAGAGAGAGAAAAAGAAGAUGAGAUUGAGGUUAGGCAGGUAGCCUAGCGGUGGGCAGGUAGCCUAGCGGUGGGCAGCUAGCCUAGCACUCGGCCAGUAACCGAAGGUCGCUGGUUUGUAUCGGCGAGCCGACGAGGUGAAAAAUCUAUCGAGGUGCCUUUGAGCAAGGCACUUAACCCUAAUUCCUUUUGUAAGUCACUCUGGAUACGAGCGUCUGCUAAAUUACUAAAAUGUCAACUCGGUGAGUUCCAGUGUGUGCAAAACACUGUUCUUUCAAUUCCAUCCAUCUCUUUUCCUGUGUUGUUUCACUGAUUAAAAGUCAUGCUUUCACUGAAGUUUAAGACUUAUAGUCUUGUUUUUGUGUUGAUGGUAGCCAAGAAUAUGUAGUGGACUUGCUGUUUUUCAACUGUCUCUCAAUAUGAGAAAAAUAUAUAUAAUUUGAAGCAUCGGUAAAUGGUUGGUGAAAUGUUUUUUACCCCCAAUGGUUUCAAAGAGAUACUCUAUUUUUAUACCAGAGAAUAAUAUCUGCUAGGAAAGCAUAUGUACAGUAUAUGUGUUUCUAUGUUCUGAGUCUCACAAUAUAAAUAUAGAAAGAAACAAGCAUAAGAGAACUAGGACCAAUAUACAUGUGUUAUGGUGUGUUUACUGACAUAUUCAGUCACUCCCUAUCUCAGUCUGUUGUCCCCACAUGCUUCAAGAUGGCCACCAUUGUUCCUGUACCCAAGAAGGCAAAGAUAACUGAACUAAAUGACUACCACCCCGUAGCACUCACUUCUGUCAUCAUGAAGUGCUUUGAAAGACUAGUCAAUGAUCACCUCCACCUCACCGGCCACGCUAGACCCACUUCAGUUUGUAUACCGCCCCAACAGGUCCACAGAUGAUGCAAUAGCCAUCGCACUGCACACUGCCCUAUCCCAUCUGGACAAGAGGAAUAC